AGUCGCCGCCCGUCGGGUCCCGCGGGCAGCCGUGCCCGCCGCCUCGCCCGCCGCCACCGCGCCCGCCGCCACCGCCGCCGCCGGGGGACCGGGGCACGCCGCAGGCGCCGAGCGGCGAUGCGGGGCCGCGGCGGCGCCGAGCCCUGACUAAAGAUGGCCGCGCUGCCCGGUGGGAACAUGGCGGGGGGCGGCCGGGGGGCGCGGGUGGAGCUGCUGCUGCUGCUGCUGCUGCUCGCCGCCUGCCUCGGCCGCCGGCCCCCGGCCUCCGCCGCCGCCGCCGCGCCGCCCGCCGCCUCCGUCCCCUCGGCGGAGGAGACGGUGAUCAUCGGCCUGCGGCUGGAGGACACGGACGACGUCUCCUUCAUGGAGGGGGGAGCGCUGCGGGUGAGCGAGCGGACGCGGGUGAAGCUGCGGGUCUACGGGCAGAACAUCAACAACGAGACGUGGUCGCGCAUCGCCUUCACGGAGCACGAGCGGCGGCAGGGCGGGCGGGCGGCGGCGGGGGCGGCGGGGCGCGGCGGCGGCGGAGGCGGCGGCGGUUCGGCGGGAGGCGGCGGCGGAGCCCCGCAGCGCUGCGGCAUCCGCACGUCGGACAUCAUCAUCAUGCCGCACAUCGUGCUCAACCGCCGCACGUCGGGCAUCAUCGAGAUCGAGAUCAAGCCCCUGCGCAAGACGGAGAAGAGCAAGUCCUACUACCUGUGCACCUCCGUCUCCGCCGCCGCCCUGGGGCCCGGCGCCGCCGGGAGGAUGGUGGACGCCGAGGGGCGGGACGGGCCGCCGCCGUGGGGCGAGACCGCCUGGAUCUACCACGACGGAGAGGACACCAAGAUGAUCGUGGGCGAGGAGAAGAAGUUCCUGCUGCCCUUCUGGCUGCAGGUGAUCUUCAUCUCGCUGCUGCUCUGCCUCUCGGGCAUGUUCAGCGGCCUCAACCUGGGCCUGAUGGCCCUGGACCCCAUGGAGCUGCGCAUCGUGCAGAACUGCGGCACCGACAAGGAGAAGAACUACGCCAAGCGCAUCGAGCCCGUGCGCCGCCAGGGCAACUACCUGCUGUGCUCCCUCCUGCUGGGCAACGUCCUGGUCAACACCACGCUGACCAUCCUGCUGGACGACAUCGCUGGCUCUGGGCUGGUGGCCGUGGUGGUCUCCACCAUCGGUAUCGUCAUCUUCGGCGAGAUCGUGCCGCAGGCCAUUUGCUCUCGGCACGGCCUGGCCGUGGGCGCCAACACCAUCUUCCUCACCAAGUUUUUCAUGAUGAUGACCUUCCCGGCCUCCUACCCGGUCAGCAAGCUGCUGGACUGCGUGCUGGGCCAGGAGAUCGGUACGGUCUACAACCGUGAGAAGUUGCUGGAGAUGCUGCGGGUCACCGACCCUUACAACGACCUGGUCAAGGAGGAGCUCAACAUCAUACAGGGAGCCCUGGAGCUGCGCACCAAGACGGUGGAGGACGUGAUGACUCCGCUCCGAGACUGCUUCAUGAUCGCCGCUGAGGCUGUGCUGGACUUCAACACCAUGUCUGAGAUCAUGGAGAGCGGCUACACCCGCAUCCCUGUUUUUGAGGGUGACCGGUCCAACAUUGUGGACCUGCUCUUCGUCAAGGACCUGGCUUUUGUGGACCCCGACGACUGCACUCUGCUCAAGACCAUCACCCGCUUCUACAACCACCCGCUGCACUUCGUCUUCAACGACACCAAGCUCGACGCCAUGCUGGAGGAGUUCAAGAAAGGCAAGUCUCACCUGGCUAUAGUACAAAGAGUAAACAAUGAAGGAGAAGGGGAUCCUUUUUAUGAAGUCCUGGGAAUUGUCACUUUAGAAGAUGUGAUUGAAGAGAUCAUCAAGUCAGAGAUUCUGGAUGAAACAGAUCUAUACACUGAUAACAAGACGAAAAAGAAAGUAGCUCAUCGAGACAGGAAGCAGGACUUCUCUGCCUUCAAGCAGACAGACAGCGAGAUGAAGGUUAAAAUAUCACCGCAGCUCCUCCUGGCAAUGCACCGCUUCCUGGCAACAGAAGUAGAAGCCUUUGGUCCAUCCCAGAUGUCAGAGAAGAUCCUUCUCAGGCUGCUAAAACAUCCCAACGUCAUCCAGGAGCUGAAAUACGACGAGAAGAACAAGAAAGCCCCAGAACACUACCUCUACCAGCGAAACAAGCCUGUCGACUACUUUGUUCUCAUUUUACAGGGGAAGGUGGAAGUGGAAGCUGGGAAGGAGGGGAUGAAGUUUGAAGCUGGUGCUUUUUCCUACUAUGGGGUGAUGGCCCUCACAGCAUCACCAGUUCCCUUGUCCCUGUCUCGUACCUUUGUUGUCAGCAGAACAGAGUUGUUAGCAGCAGGUUCUCCAGCCGAAAACAAGUCUCCACCUCGACCCUGCGGCUUGAAUCACUCAGACUCUUUAAACCGAAGUGAUCGCAUUGACGCGGUGACGCCAACGUUAGGGAGCAGCAACAACCAGCUGAACGCGUCCUUCCUGCAAGUGUACGUUCCAGACUACUCAGUGAAAGCACUCACAGACAUUCAGUUUGUCAAGAUCUCAAGACAGCAGUACCAAAAUGCCCUGAUGGCAUCCCGGAUGGACAAAACACCUCAGUCCUCGGACAGUGAAAACACUAAAAUCGAACUGACUCUUACGGAGCUGCAUGACGGUUUGCCGGACGAGACAGCAAACCUGCUGAACGAACAGAACUGUGUGACUCACAACAAGCCCAACCACAGUAUGCACAGUGAAGGAGCCAUCUAGGAGCUGACUCCCCACAACCCACCCAUCCCAUCUCCUCAGCAGGACCAGCCCUCGCUCCUUCCUGUCUCCUCCCCGAGUGUGACACCGUUAGUACUGCUUGCAACACUGUGCUGCAUCCAGUGUUCUGAGACCAAAGACUUUUGCGUCCGUUGUGGGAGCAAGAAGAGGAAGAAACAGGAAGACGGGAGCAAAGAGCAAGACAGAGAGACUAAAGCCCCAAGUGUACUUUGGGAAUGGUGAGCCACCCUUGAGAACAAUGAUAAUACUUCUUGCAAAGUAGAAUCAUGUUUAUUUUUUAUCUGUAUUUUUGAUCCUUGUUGGGUUUUUCCUCCUCAGACACAUAUGGAGAAGUUUAAAAACUGCUCCGGUUAUUUUUUCAAGAGAGAUCAUGUUUUUGAAGAGUAUUUUGCAGAGUUUUAAAUUGUUUCUGUCCCUCCCCAACCUCGAAUAGGCUCUGUCGUGUUUUGUGAAUUGGCUCUGAUGUCCUUAGGCCUCUUUUCACCCCUCUCUGUUCCUUUUUGUUGCCAUGUCCAAGAAGUUAGUAACUGGUACUUGUUUGUAUUCGUGUCCUAAGAAUGAGUGAGUGAGCUUCAAGGAACCUCUGGUUUCAGCCACCUGGAGGGUCAGGGGAUGAGUAUUACUGCAUUCUUCCAGUUAAGUUUCAGGGAAGGAGUGGUUAUUUUAAUAUUUAACGAUCUCUCAGAUUUCAGAAGGUUUCUUUGUAAAACGGGCAAAUGCAUUGUUACACUCUACAGUUUUGUGACCUCCAAAAACUUCGUGUAUGUUGAAGAUGAUUCUGGGGGGAAGGACUUCAUUAGCAAAGCUGUGGUCUCGUGAGACGAAAGCCAGGUGUAACUUUCGAUACCAAAGUCACCGGGUGGUUUUCUGUUGACACUCCUGACAGUUGCGUGGUGAAGUAAUGUGUGCACCCAAACCCAACGGAGUUCUAAGCACCCACGUGCUGUAGUGGUCUGUACACCGUUAGCUCAGCCAGGGCAGAUUGCAGUGUGUGUUAGUAACGGAGUACAGCAGUCCUUAUCCCUCCCUUAAAUCCCUAGUGUUGACGCAAAAGAUGCUGCUACAGUUACGCCCAAAGUACAUCCUCCAGGUGACAGAAAACCUCUGCCAGUGCAAGGACAGCUCUGCUGAGGAGUUGGGACCAUCCUAUCCUCUCCAGGAACUGACGAAAACUUUCCAGACAUGAGUGUAUUGCACUUCAGGGAUUGAGAGGUUCAUUCCCAGGCUGUUCCCAGCCACAUUCCUUCCGCUGAGUGGUUUUGGUGCAUUUCCUUCUCUCUGGCCCCUUUUAACAGCCAUUUUAGGGAUGACCAUGGUAGCAGAGCAGAGAGCCUCCCGCCCAGGUGCCACCACUGUGGGGCAGCAGGAGCCUGGUCCUCCACCCCAACGCCUGAACGCAGCCUGGGUGCAGCAAGGGGCACCUGUGGCAGUUGUGCAUUGCGUGUUCCCCAGUCCUAUGAAUGGAGUUUAAGUCCUCAAAUGAAAAAGGCAAAACAAAUCAAAAACGUUUUCCCCUCCUUAUCCUCUCCCGUUCCAGUGCUGUCUCAAAACAAAAUGUGAAUGUUGCCCUCAGUAUUAAUGCAAGCAGAGAUCAAUAAACCAGGCAUUGUGAUUUCUCUGUUCCAAGACCCAUGGCCCCUGAUUAUGUAGCAUCUCCUUUCCUUUCUUUACACCCAGAUAGUCUCCCCUGACCCCCAGAGAAGCCCCAAAUGCACCUGCCAGAGCUUUGUGCCCACCUGAGUUAGGGGGGCACUCACCCUCAGUGCCCACGAUCUGCCUUGGUAAAUGUUGGCUGGAAAGGCACAACACUGCUGCAGUAACUCCCUGCAGGAAACUGAGUGUGCAGCUCUGGAGCAGGCUUGGGGACACAAAGCAGGGCCCCGAGGCUUAACUCCUUUAUCAGCUUUGCAUUAGCACGUUCUGGGUCCUGUCUAAAAGCCACCACUCUGAGGCGCCCCGCACUGCACCAGGAGCUGCCGGUGUUGCACCUCUCUCCCAAAGCAAAGUGUUGAGAUGUGACGGUGUUUGCCUUGGCACGGUGAGCCCCUUGCUGUGCUGCUGUUUCUAUAAGUGUUAUUGAAUGUAAAGGUUUGUUGGAAGUGACUGACAUGGUAGUGAACUUGAGAUGCAGUAUCUGUUUUGUAAAGCCUGCCAAAGGAGGGGAGGCUCAAGUGGAGGCUGCCCAUUGGUUAUGACUCUGCUUCCUAGGGCAGGUUAUGGAUUUGUUUGAGUGUCUGUUUCCAUUAAAAAAGAAAAAGCCAAAUUUUCCAACCAAAGCCUUGUGAUCCCAAAGCAAAUACCUCCUGCUUCUGCCCAUGCUGCACUGUUCACAAAUUUCUAGGCCUUUUUUUUUUUUUUUUUGCAUGAUUUUUUCAUCAUAUAUACAGAUCUGAUAAUGGAAAGCGAAAUAAUUUCCAGAAAAAAUAGUUGAUUGUAUAUGUGUUUCAUAUGGAAAAUAUGUACCUGACCCGGAGGGGUUGGGAGCUGCUGCUAUGAAUUAGCUUGAAGCGCAAGGCAUGGUCCUCUCAGCGGAGGGGAAGGAAUCCUAUCUCCCUGUUCUCAGGGAAUUUGCAGUCUUACUGCUUCACAAAGGCAAGGGGCUCCCAGCCCUGUGCUAGGAGCCAGCACAAGCAGAGGAGCCCGCCCUGUUCAUCUCAGAUCGCUCUGGAGCUCGGCUCUCCCACCGGGAUGGAAAUGCUGUGGCUCUGAGCAGUGCCAGCGCUGAGUCUGGUUACCCUGGCUCACUGCUGGCUUCUUCGUUCAGGUGGGCUCAGAUGCCACAACCUGUGCCCCUGUGCCACGUGUGUGCGUGGUGGAGCUGUGGGUCAGCACGGUGGCAUGGGGCAUUGGUGGUGGCUUUGGGAAUCGUUGGGCUUGACCUCAGACCUUGGCAAGGCUUUGGCUUGCAGAAAGGAUACUGCAUCUUCCCGUGUCAGCUCUGCUGCCACUGAGCUCACCGUGUCCGUCGUGGGGUGGGUGGCAGCCUGGGGGCCGGGAGGGCAUCUCGCCAUGGUUUCUACUGUCAAUACAAUUUUGCACAAAGAGUUCUUUGAAGUGACAUUUUAAACACUAAUAUCUUAAAUGCACAACUGUGAAUUAUAACUUUUACACUCCUGUUGGUUGAAUUUCCUUUAAAGAAAUGAACCUGAAUCUGUUGUAACUAUGAUUUUUUUUUUUUUUUUUAAUUCUGUGUAUUGCCAAAUCUUUGUAAAGAGUGAAGGAAUGUUCUUGCUUUCCAAUGAGAAUCUUUCUCCAAACGAGACUGGCUCUGGUGACAUGGAGAUCAUACGAAGCACGUGGCUGAGCGCAGCGGGGCUCGGGUGGGCGCAGCGAGACACCUCUGCCUCUGGAGCUCACGGAGCGCUCUGGUUUGUCCCCUCGCUCAGACCCCAGCUUGUCCGUUGUCCCCAAGGCUCAGGAUGAGGCUUCCCAGGGGUGAGAGCGCAGGGGCUGGGCGCUGUCCCCGGAGGCCGGCGGCAGGGCAGGCUGAGCCCCAGUGGUGCCACCAGCAGCACCUGUCCUCCCCACGCUUCCCUUCCCUGCUCCAGCCGUGCCCCAGCUGUGUUCCCGCUGCCCCUCGUGCUCUCUGUGCCCUGACACGCACACAUGGCACUGCUCUGGGCUGACAGGCCCUGCCUGGGGCCGAGGCCUGCAGGCCUUGGGCUGGGCCACUCCUUCAGCGCUGUGCUCCACAGUCUGCCCCCCCUCUCUUCUACACUUAUUCCCCUUUCCUCACCGCAGGGUUAUUAUCAUUUUUUAUUCUUCUUUUCUUUAAGUGCCUUUUUGUGCGGGUGGAGCAGGCACCUGCAGGAAGCUCUGCUGCCCGUGACACCCACGGACACAUCGCCCUGUGCUGCUCCCCAGCUGCAGGCCCAGUUCCAGAGGUGAGGUUGGCACUGGUGGGACUCUGGCUCAGUUCAGCUCAGAGGAAAGGAAACCAGAGGCGGCUCUGUGAGGGGCUGUCCCCCGACGAACAUCCCGUGUAAGUACCCUGCCCUAAGGAGAGCACAGCCACCUUCUCCAGGACUGCUUGGGAUGUGCAUCUUCCUUGUGCUGAAAUAGACUGUAGAGAUCAUUCCCACGUGAAAGAUGUACCAUAUUUUAUAUGCUGUCUGAUACACGUCUGUGGUUUUAAAACCAGUGCCUAUGUACCAGUUGUUGCAUUAUCCAAUGUCUGGAUUGCCAGUAGGAAGCUGGGGCUGGCGGGUGGGGAGCGAUCUAUAGUGAAAGAGAUAGUGCCAAAGAAGUGCCUGGUCCUUGGAUGUCGAGCGUUGAUUGUUGUUUGAACCAACAAGCUUAACAAAUGGGAGUGGAAACCAGGCAGCAUUGCACAGCAUUGAAGAGGGGGCGGCCUCCAUCCUGACCUGCCAGGCAGAGGCCAAACCCUGCGCUGUGGGCUGGGAAGCUGCCCCUGCCCUGCUCUCUGGUGUCCUCGGUCCAUCAGCUGCAGGGCCCUGCACUGUGAUCCCUGAGACAGCACCAGCGCAGGGGGACACAGUCCUGCUUGUUGUUCUGCUCUUGUCCUGGAGCUUGUCCUCAUGUUCCUCUGUUUUCAGUUUCAUGGCCUUGUCCUCAAACUGUGCCCAGGUGAGGGGACACGGCUGCCUGCUGCAGAUACACGGUGGUACGGUUGAGCUUCUCAGGUUGGAUUUGUGUAGCUGCUCUUGCGUUAGGAGCUGGAUAUGGGCCCUGGGCGUGUUCCCCAGAGCAGGCCUGGGAGCAGGUGGUGGAGGAAAGGUUUCAUGGGUCAGUAGCAUCUAACUCUACCAAAGUGACAUUGUCCUUCUUGUUAUCCUCGUGUCAGACCAUAGGGGUUUUGCGCCUUGCAGAUAAGGUACUCGAGCUACUGCUUUUCUGGCUACACUUGACAAAUGUUGUGAUCUCUCCUGAGGUUUUCCUUCAGGCCCUGGUUUCCUUCAGGUAGGGCCAAUAACGGAGUCCUCCAGAGCUCAGUUCCUGAGCACUUCUCCUUUAGUCUUUUCCCCAGGUGGGCCUGGGCUUGGGCUGAGGCUGGGGGCAGAGCAGCGCCUGCGGCGAGACCUGUGGCAGCUCUGGUGCUUAGGAGGUGGCUUUGAUGUCUCUGUGAUCUGUUCUCUCUCAAAGCAGGACAGGAGUUGGCUGAGCGGUAGGAUUGGUUGGGGAGGAAGGGCUCAUCCCAGCAUUUAGUGCUUGGUGGAGAGGUCUGGCAUCACCUUUCUGCUGUUUGGAGACCACAGAACUUUAUUAAAGGAAGUUUUGAUCCUCUGGGGUUUGCUGUUGAACCCAGCCCUUCUGAAUUCAAGUGAGUGAACUCUAGGUGUCAGAUGAGCAGCCAUAGGCCUUUAGUUGGAAGUGCCAAUACUGAAGGAAUGCCUUAGGGUUUUGUCCAAAGACCAGUGUGGGAGUACAGCAGGGCUCCUGGUGACUGCUCUGCAGCCAGGCCUGGGUCCCUUUACCUGGUGUGCAUUCAGCAGAGCAGCUUGCUUCGCACCUGGAUGCCAAAUAGAUUGAAUCCAAAAACUCAAGUACUUGAGGGCACCUUCCUGUGUCAUCGGGAAACCACAACGAGCUGAACUGUCUGCAGCCGGUGGGCUCUGAAACCAAACCUUUCUCCUGCAUUCGGGAGCACAGCGCAAACCCUCAGCCUGUUCUCCCAGCAGAGCUUUGUGCCCACACUCUGCAGCGUGUGCUCGGGGUGGCUGAGCCCGGCGCUUCCCUGGUCCCUCCCACGUCCCAUUGCCCAUCGCACGUGGUCUUUGCUGAUUGUAUCAUAUUGUACAUUAUGUCGGGUCUCCAGAGUUGUAGUGUUCUGACUACAGUAUUUCCAUGUGUGUACAUAAACCUGAGUAAGCACAACUGAAAUCGUGAAUGAAGUGUAUACGUUUCAUAUACUGAUUGUCAUACGAAUGAAUUUUAUAAUUAUUCUAAUUUUGUUGUAGAUUUCCAAUCUUUCCUAUUUAUUUUGUACCUGAUUUAUUUGUAUAUUUUGUGAUUUUGUUUAAAAGCGUUUUGUUUAUUUCUGUUCUUCUAGAUAAAUGAUGAUUUUUUUUUCUGUUGGACAUUCCAGUUUAUGCAUUUUUCCCUCCUUCCUCCUUCCCCCCAGUUGCAAAGGGCCGGCUGUUGGCACGUGGGUGGUGGGGCUGAUGGUGGUGACCCCGGCCCUCUGCUGAUCAGGAAUUGCUGUUAGUGCUGGGCAGCCUUUAACUCCUCAGCAGCUGUCGGGAGCCAUGGAGAGGCCAGAUCCUGGAGGACCAGGUUGUGUUCUUUGCAUUGGGGUCUGGGGCCAUCCAUUCUGCAGCCAGGGGUGGCAAAGGCAGUGGUUCCUCAAUGCUGAGGGCCUUUUUUCUUCCUCUAAUAAAAAUCCCUUAUUUACAACCUGCUUGCCAUACAUCACAUUUGUUUGUUGGGAAGUGGGAACGCCAUCCGCUUGGCCCUACCUCGUUCCCACUGUGUGUUGUGCAGGGUCUUGGAGUGGCCAGACUAAGAGCGCUGGGGAGAGAAAUGGCACAGGAGAGCGUGGGGCAGGGUGGGUGCAAAGGCCGGGGAAUGGGAAUGGGUUUGCCUGCCUGGUCCUGGGGCAGGAAGGGGCUGGCUGCAUCACUGCCAAGCACUGCCUAGAAAUCAGCAGAAAAAGGGUUUUAUUGACUGUGAGACCCCAGCUUUUCUCCUUCCAUGUAGUGUAACUGUCUGAGGUGGGGCUGGCAGCACCCAGGAUGCACCCAGCAUCUCUGCAUGUGUUCUCUGGAGCAGCAGCUGUGGGGUUCCAGCACCGAGGGCCGGGUCACUGUGAGCAGCUCCUGAGGAGUGAUGGUCCCACAGGUGGGUGCUGGUGGAGCAGUCACACCCAGCUCUGUGGGUGGAGAGAGCCCUGGGCAUGGCACAGGGACUGAUAGACAGCCUCUGUUGGUUGUUGGGCAUUCCUGAUGGCAGCUGUGUUGGCAUUGGCUGUUGUGUGCUGUCUGAAAUUCUUUACUCAGAGGGAGGUGAGGCCCUGGCUCUGCUGCCCAGAGAGCUGUGGGUGCCCCAUCGCUGGACGUGCCCAAGGCUGGGUUGGAUGAGGUCCUGGGCAGCCUGAGCUGGUGGGUGGCACGCAGCUUAUGAGGGGGGUGGAACCAGGUGGGCUUUAAGAUCAGAACCCAAUGGUUCUGUGAUUCAGAGCCCCGCAAGGUGGGACGAGGGAGCAUGGCCUGGCAGACUGCCUCCGCUUUCCCACCAGUGAGUGAGGGCCAGAUACCUUCCAUUGCUCCAGCCUUUCAACAUCUCCCUAUCACAGGCAGAAAUAGCCCUGGGCUAGGAACAAGUUAUUUGUGGGACUACAGAGGCUGAAGGAAUGCGAAGAGCUCCCCACACCGCCCUGCUCAGAGCCUCCUGCCCUUGCCAGCUGCCGAGCUAAAGCCUGAAGAAUCCAAGUGGCUCUGCUUGGAGAAAUGAUGGUUAAACAUAGCAAAUCCCAGCACAGCCUUCAGUGCAAGGAUGCAGGGUAGGAUCUGCCACUCCCGUCCACCUGGGGCUGUUUCCACCUGCUGCCCAGCCCUCAGCCCAGCACUGUGCCACAAUGCACCAGGCACUUCUUAGAAACAUCACGGUUUAUUGACUUGAACAACUGCCACGUCAGUAGCAGCAUUUCCUGCUCAGAGGUGGUGGUGUGUAUUAUUUUUAUUUUCUCCUAAGGUACUUUAAAAUGGGGGGGGGGGGG
This is a messenger RNA of Gallus gallus (chicken), 10423 nucleotides long. RefSeq names its product cyclin and CBS domain divalent metal cation transport mediator 2 (gene CNNM2). The transcript is spliced from 8 exons. The record is from RefSeq and is a predicted model, not a curated record. Lineage: Eukaryota; Metazoa; Chordata; Aves; Galliformes; Phasianidae. Gene Ontology annotation, molecular function: magnesium ion transmembrane transporter activity. Gene Ontology annotation, cellular component: plasma membrane. Gene Ontology annotation, biological process: transport; magnesium ion homeostasis. Bases 154 to 2730 code for a protein of 858 amino acids.